AUGAAGGGCUGGGGCCGGUCCAAGAUCGCGAUCGAGACGGUGCAGUCGACGGCCAAGUCGCAGCGGGUGGCGGCGCACUCGCACAUCAAGGGCCUGGGCCUGGCUGACGAUGGAACGCCCGAGCCGGUUGCUGCUGGGCUGGUGGGCCAGCUGGCGGCGCGUGAGGCGGCCGGCGUCAUUGUCGAGCUGAUCAAGGUGAAGAAGAUGGCCGGGCGCGCACUGCUCCUUGCGGGCGCGCCCGGGACAGGCAAGACGGCGCUAGCCAUGGCCAUUGCCGCCGAGCUGGGGACCAAGGUUCCAUUUGCUCCGCUGGUGGCGUCCGAGGUGUACUCGGCCGAGGUCAAGCCGACCGAGAUCCUGAUGGAGUCGUUCCGGCGGGCAAUCGGCCUGCGCAUCAAGGAGUCCAAGGAGGUGUACGAGGGCGAGGUGAUGGAGCUCACGCCGCAGGAGACGGAGAACCCGCUUGGUGGCUACGGCAAGACCAUCUCGCAUGUCGUCAUCGGCCUCAAGACGACCAAGGGCUCCAAGCAGCUCAAGCUCGACCCGUCAAUCUACGAGGCCAUGCAGAAGGAGAACAUCGCCGUCGGCGACGUCAUCUACAUCGAGGCCUCGUCCGGCUCAGUCAAGCGUGUCGGCCGCUCCGACCGGUUCUCCACCGACCACGACCUUGAGACCGAGGAGUACGUGCCGCUGCCCAAGGGCAACGUCCACAAGAAGAAGGAGAUUGUGCAGGACGUGACGCUUCACGACCUCGACCUCGCCAACGCCAAGCCGCAGGGUGGGCAGGAUAUCAUGUCCAUGGUCGGCCAGAUGAUCAAGCCCAAGAAGACUGAGAUCACCGAGAAGCUCCGUGGCGAGAUCAACAAGGUCGUCAACCAGUACAUCGACCAGGGUGUGGCCGAGCUCGUCCCGGGUGUCCUCUUCAUCGACGAGGUCCACAUGCUCGACAUCGAGUGCUUCACCUUCCUCAACCGCGCCCUCGAGUCGACCCUCGCACCCAUCGUCAUCUUUGCCACCAACCGCGGCGUGACCCCUGUCCGCGGCACCAACGUCGCCGCCCCGCACGGCAUCCCCGUCGACCUUCUCGACCGCCUCAUGAUCAUCCCCACCCUGCCCUACGGCAAGGACGAUGUCGCCCAGAUCCUCGCCGUCCGCGCCCGGGUCGAGGGCCUCAGCUUUGCUGACGAUGCCAUCGAUAAGCUCGCCGACAUCGGUGUCUCCACCUCGCUCCGCUACGCCGUCCAGCUCCUCACCCCAUCCUCCAUCCUCGCCGGCAUUAACGGCCACGAGACCGUCGACAUGGACGACAUCGAGGAGACCAACGACCUGUUUGUCGACGCCAAGACCUCCGGCCGUACCCUGGCCGCUUCGGAGGACGGCUACCUCCAGUAAGUGAGCGUGCAUGAGUGUGGCUGUAAAAACAAGCGACCU
Thecamonas trahens ATCC 50062 is the source of this 1431-nucleotide messenger RNA. Its product is annotated as RuvB-like 1. Gene Ontology annotation, cellular component: Swr1 complex; Ino80 complex; NuA4 histone acetyltransferase complex. The record is from RefSeq and is a predicted model, not a curated record. The transcript is spliced from 2 exons. Gene Ontology annotation, biological process: box C/D snoRNP assembly; chromatin remodeling; regulation of transcription by RNA polymerase II. Gene Ontology annotation, molecular function: DNA helicase activity; ATP hydrolysis activity; ATP binding. The coding region runs from base 1 to 1392 and encodes 463 amino acids. NCBI's taxonomy places the organism in Eukaryota, Apusomonadida, Apusomonadidae.